AUGAGUUCGAAAUUUGACUUUAUCAUCCGUGGCAGCGGCACCGCUGGUUUCGCAGCGGCGAUAUGGCUGCGUUGCCUUUUCUCCUCGCGGCGUCUCCUCUUUACCCCGGAUUACGAUGAUCAUGUCCUGCUAGAAUCCCUCUCGUUUGCUCUCGAGUCUCUGCGUAGGGCCCCACUCUUGCUCUCGGUCUCAUUACGGUCCAUCGUCUGCUCGUUGCGUGACAUCAGGAUGGCACGACGCUCGCGGAUAGUGACGCCGCUACUGAUGCUGGCAUGUGCCACUUCCACUGCCUGGGCCAGCAAGAAGGUCUUUAAUAUCCACGACGAUCUCCUCGCCUACCCUCAAUACCAAGUGCUAUUUCCGGACGGCUAUCUCCUCGAAUCACAUGCUCAAGAACUCCUCUACUCCCAACAAGACGAACAUGUCGAAUACAAUGCUUUCGAUAACGAGCCAACAUACGUAGGCCAGAACCAGGCACAAGUCGCCUUGCACGAUGUUACCCACGGUAACAAAGGCGGAAGCGGAAGACUGCGACGAGAGGAAGGGGAUCUGGUCACCUACGAAGAAAUGGCUCUAGAAGGUCAGCGAUACCUGUGUCGCAUUCCCCACGUCGAGAGGGAGGACCAGAGUAAAUCCAACGGCACCCAGGAAUCGAACGAAGCGGAAGAGAAACGCGAAUUGGCCCGGGCAACGGAUCGGGGGAUGGAGCUCUUGCGCGAGAUGGAAGGCAAAUGCAUGUACUACGUGUCAGGGUGGUGGUCCUAUUCCUUCUGCUACAAAAACCAGGUGAAGCAGUUUCACGCGUUGCCGUCAGGGAGCGGCAUCCCCAACUACCCUCCCAUGGAGGAUCCCACCACGCAUUCCUUCAUCCUCGGCCGGUUUCUGCGGUCGGUGGGCGGCGAUGACGAGACGGAAGACACGGAUACCAAGAAGACCACCACGGCUCUCGCCGAGCUGCAAACGAAGGGGGGCUCGCGCUAUCUCGUGCAGCGUCUCGAUGGGGGGACGCGCUGCGAUCUGACGGGAAGGAACCGGAAAAUCGAGGUUCAGUUCCACUGCCAUCCCCAAUCCACGGACCGCAUCGGCUGGAUCAAGGAGCUCACCACCUGCUCUUACCUGAUGGUGAUCUACACUCCGCGCCUGUGCAAUGACGUUGCUUUCCUGCCCCCGCAGCAGGAACAGGUGCAUUCGAUCGAAUGCCGAGAGAUCCUCACUCCGGACGAGGUGCCCGAAUGGGAGGCGAUGCAGGAGUACCAUCAUUCCCAGCGACUGGUCGAGGCCGCAGAGACCUUGGAGUUUCCCAUUGUCGGAGACAUCCAGGUGGGAGCCCAGAAACUGGUCGGGUCGGAGGGCAAGGUCAUUGAAAAGGGCCGCGUGGCUUCUGCCGGAGAGGAGAAGGUCGACACUCUGGCCAAGCGCGAGAACGGAGAAAUCCAACGAUUGUCGCGCGAGGAGCUGAAGAAAUACGAUCUUGACCCCGAGAAGGUCGAGGAGCUCAAGCGGCAAAUGGAGGAGUGGGCCAAGGGCAAGGACUGGACGUUGGAGGUCGUCUUAGCCAACGGAGAACGGGGGCUGCGUGGGAUCGUGGACACCGACAGCGAGCAGACCGAGACGGUCGAUACGACGGGCAAGCCCCAGGGACAGGCACAAUCUUCCGAGCAGGCCGGACAGCAGGAUGCAACCGGUGAGAGGCAAAAGCCCGCGUCAGAGGGCGACCAAGCUAGUGCCGAGCAGAAUCCCCAGGGAGAGGCUGGCGAGGGCGAAGAUGUUGAACUCGAGAUGGAGCAAUUUUACAUGGUGAUUUGA
This is a messenger RNA of Aspergillus affinis, 1806 nucleotides long. Its product is annotated as PRKCSH domain-containing protein. Gene Ontology annotation, biological process: endoplasmic reticulum unfolded protein response; retrograde protein transport, ER to cytosol. The transcript has 3 exons. Gene Ontology annotation, cellular component: endoplasmic reticulum lumen. Bases 1 to 1806 code for a protein of 601 amino acids. The record is from RefSeq and is a predicted model, not a curated record. NCBI's taxonomy places the organism in Eukaryota, Fungi, Ascomycota, Eurotiomycetes, Eurotiales, Aspergillaceae.